Zea mays is the source of this 2577-nucleotide messenger RNA. RefSeq lists its product as uncharacterized. Gene Ontology annotation, cellular component: chloroplast thylakoid membrane. Bases 301 to 2334 code for a protein of 677 amino acids. The record is from RefSeq and is a predicted model, not a curated record. Gene Ontology annotation, molecular function: ATP-dependent peptidase activity; ATP hydrolysis activity; ATP binding. NCBI's taxonomy places the organism in Eukaryota, Viridiplantae, Streptophyta, Magnoliopsida, Poales, Poaceae. The transcript has 5 exons. Gene Ontology annotation, biological process: proteolysis.
CAAAAUCCACACCACACCCCAAAACCCCGAGAUGUGGGCUCAUCUCUUCCUUAUCGACGCUGUGGCCACCGAACCGCCCACGUCACCCCCUUCCGUCCUCCCCCGAGACAAUCCCCACGCAACCGCGCACCGGAGCGGCGGAGCCUGACGAGUCUACACAAGCGGUGGGGGGAGCAAAAUCUGCGCCAGUUCGCCUCGCCUACUUAUACACUCCGAUCGCCCCCGGUAGUUACUCGACUUCGCUCCCUUUCCCUCCUCCCAGCUCCGGCCCCGGCUCCGGUUCUCACGCAGUAAGCAAAGAUGGCACCACCAUCCAUGUGUCUUGCGGCAAAGGGGGUGCUUCCCUUCUCGGCACUUAUUUCAAGUGGUGUUACACAAAGGCCAGUGUCAGUGACCGCUUCCUUGGAGCACAAAACCAGCGAUGCUAGAAGGAAGUUCCUAAAACUUGCGCUUGGGAAUAUCGGAGUUGGACUGCCCACCUUGUUGGGUGUUAAGAAAGCUCUCGCUGAUGAGCAAGGAAUCUCGUCCUCGAGGAUGUCUUAUUCAAGGUUCCUUGAGUAUCUUGACAAGGGUAGAGUGAAGAAGGUUGAUUUAUUUGAGAAUGGGACAAUUGCUAUCGUGGAGGCCAUUUCUCCUGAGCUUGGCAACCGCGUGCAGAGAGUCCGUGUGCAGCUUCCUGGUCUAAGCCAGGAGCUUCUUCAGAAGUUGAGGGAAAAGAACAUCGAUUUUGCUGCUCACAGCAACCAGGAGGACUCUGGUUCUCUUCUGUUCAACCUUAUUGGAAAUUUGGCAUUCCCACUUAUUCUUAUCGGUGGUCUAUUUUUACUGUCAAGAAGGGCACAAGGUGGCCUUGGUGGACCCAAUGGCCCUGGUUUUCCCCUUGGUUUUGGUCAAUCUAGGGCCAAGUUUCAGAUGGAACCCAACACUGGUGUUACAUUUGAUGAUGUUGCUGGUGUGGAUGAAGCGAAGCAAGACUUCAUGGAGGUGGUUGAGUUCUUGAAGAAACCUGAAAGGUUCACUGCUGUUGGUGCUCGCAUUCCUAAAGGUGUUCUGCUUGUCGGUCCUCCUGGGACUGGUAAAACUUUGCUUGCCAAGGCAAUUGCAGGAGAGGCUGGCGUACCAUUUUUCUCAAUUUCAGGUUCUGAGUUUGUGGAGAUGUUUGUUGGUGUUGGUGCUUCCAGAGUACGUGACCUUUUCAAGAAGGCCAAGGAGAACGCUCCUUGCAUAGUGUUUGUCGAUGAAAUUGAUGCUGUUGGAAGGCAAAGAGGUACAGGUAUUGGUGGUGGAAAUGAUGAAAGGGAGCAGACUCUAAAUCAACUACUAACUGAGAUGGAUGGUUUUGAGGGCAACACCGGAAUUAUUGUUAUUGCUGCCACUAACCGAGCUGACAUCUUGGAUUCCGCUUUACUUAGACCUGGGCGCUUUGACAGACAGGUGUCUGUUGAUGUUCCUGAUGUACGUGGAAGGACAGAGAUUCUAAAAGUGCAUGGUGGCAACAAGAAAUUUGAUUCUGAUGUUUCUCUCGAUGUCAUAGCAAUGAGAACACCUGGGUUCAGUGGAGCAGACUUGGCAAACCUUCUGAAUGAAGCAGCCAUUCUGGCUGGACGGCGGGGGAGGACAGCAAUUUCUUCAAAAGAGAUAGAUGAUUCUAUUGACAGAAUUGUGGCUGGUAUGGAAGGGACUGUGAUGACAGACGGGAAGAGCAAAAGUCUUGUUGCUUACCAUGAAGUCGGGCAUGCAAUUUGCGGAACUUUGACACCUGGCCAUGAUCCUGUCCAAAAGGUUACCUUAAUCCCAAGGGGUCAAGCUCGUGGUCUUACAUGGUUUAUCCCGAUGGAUGACCCAACACUCAUCUCCAGGCAGCAACUUUUUGCCAGAAUUGUUGGCGGCCUUGGUGGUAGAGCUGCUGAGGAGGUGAUAUUUGGAGAGCCUGAGGUGACCACUGGAGCUGCUGGUGACUUGCAGCAAAUUACUGGCUUAGCCAAGCAGAUGGUGGUAACGUUCGGUAUGUCUGAAAUUGGUCCAUGGUCUCUGAUGGAGGGUGGGGCACAGAGUGGGGACGUCAUCAUGCGAAUGAUGGCAAGGAACUCCAUGUCAGAGAAGCUUGCGGAGGACAUUGAUUCGGCAGUGAAGCAGUUGUCAGAUGAGGCCUACGAGAUCGCAUUGAGGCACAUUAGAAACAACAGGGAGGCCAUCGACAAAAUCGUUGAGGUGCUCAUUGAGAAGGAGACACUGGCCGGAGACGAGUUCCGGGCGAUUCUUUCUGAGUUUGUGGAGAUCCCUGUAGAGAACCGGGUUCCCCCAGCCACACCGGCGGCCGCCCUCCCUGCCUAAAGUCAAGUCUUGUAGGGGGUGAAAUUUGUUGUUGUAAGAUGUUCAUAUUUUGGAUUCUUGGUGUACACUAAUUCUACUUCACCUGCCGGGUUUUUGGUAGACGACAUGUAACUUGCUCAUGGUGAACUAUAGUAAAAUGUAAUUAGCUUAAAAGGCCUGGCGCAACAUUUUCGGUUUCUAGCUUCUGGCGAGUGAAUUCUCUUGCUCGUAGAUUAACGAGAAAAUUGCACGGUUCCUACUUCA